AUGCCUCUGCAGCCCACAGACGGAGCGGUGCAGGAAGAUACUACGGUCUCUGGGACCUUACCGUACAAGUAACGUGCUGUGAUCAAUCCAGACCUCAGAUCGUUUUAAAGGAAACAAGCAGUUUUCAGCGGAAAUCACAGGAUUAUUCUCUCUUGGGCUGUCGCACGGACUCCGCUCGGACAAGGUGUAGAAAUGUCGAAGCACAGAUGGCAAGGAGUGUGGAAUUGAGCUCAGGAGAGAAAAGAUGCCAAAGAUGAAACACUAAAGCAGAGAUAGAUUUGGGGCCUGUGCAGUCUUUCUGCAGGAGCAGUUGGGAGCGCAAGCCAACCCAGCAACUAUGACCAUGAAAGGCCUGUCCAGCAGCCGCAGUCACCACACAGUGACCUGCGACCCGUCUUAUGACUCUAUGAUUCUGGGGCAUGCCGAUCGCCGAUCCUACUUCCUUAACCCAGGGGAGGCUCAUCCAGCUGAAAACCCCUGCUAUACCCAGCGGAGCACUUUUCAGACUGAGUGCAGUGCCUAUCCGGACCUGACCAGCUGCACUUUUCCUCGCAGACAUUAUAGCUCCCACCAUGAGUUGAAGGAAGAGUGCGGCGCUGUGGUGCCUUACACCGGGCCUACAGGGAGCUGUAAGGGAAGUGGAGGGAACAAUAACCGAAUACCGUCAAACUUGCUUGAGCAGUUUGAGACCCAGGCUCCACUGAGACGUGAAGGUUACCACACGCUACAAUACAAGCAUACAGCAUUGGAGCACCAACGCAGUGACAGCCCUGGUCGAAUUCGCCACCUGGUGCAUUCUGUGCAGAAGCUUUUCACCAAGUCCCACUCUCUGGAGGGGCCCUCGGGCUCUGGAGGAGGUGGGAGUGGAAAGCUGAAUGGCAGCAAAUCCAGUCCAGACGAUCCUCCCUCAUGCUCUGGCACCCUAAAGCACAGCAAGCGCAGUAAGAGCAAAGACCGCUCCAGGUCAGAACCUAAGAUGCGUACCUCUACAUCAGGGUACUGGAGCUCGGAUGACACGCUCGACAAAGAGAUGUGUCUCUACCAUCACCAACAGGGGGGUGGUGUUGGUUCUAAUCCCUCAGGAGUCAUGACUAUUGGACGUCAUCCAGACAAAUCUCAGUCACAGUACUUCAUGGAGUCCUACAACACCAUCAGCGGCCAGUCACUUAAGACGUCACGCAGCAACAAUGACGUGAAGUGCUCGGCAUGCUCAGGUGGCAGCAGUGGAGGUCUUCCUCUUAUGAGUACUCUCGAUGGACAACUCCAGCUUAAGAAGAGCUCAUGGUCCUCUACACUGACAGUGAGCAGAGCGAGGGAGGUGUACCAAAAGGCCUCCGUCAAUCUAGAUAAAGCUCUCGUCAAAGCUGAGCAGGGACGCACUUGCCAUUUCCUACAGGUGCCUCAGGAUGACUGGAGUGGAUUCUCUCCACUGGGGAAGGAUGGCGAGAUCCCUUGCCGGCGAAUGCGUAGUGGCAGCUACAUCAAGGCCAUGGCAGAGGAGGAUAGUGGCGACUCAGAUUGCAGCCCCAAACCCUCUCCCAAGGUCCAGGCACGGCGAGCCAGCUACCUGAAGGCCACACAGCCUUCUCUUACGGAAAUGACGACGCUCAAGAUUUCCACCGAACACUCGCCCAAGCUGCAGAUUCGAAGUCACAGCUACCUGCGGGCGGUGAGCGAGGUUUCCAUCAACAGGAGUCUGGACAGCUUGGACCCGGCAGGGCUGUUGGCUUCGCCUAAAUUCCGCUCCCGCAACGAGAGCUACAUGAGAGCCAUGAGCACCAUAAGUCAGGUAAGCGAGGUAGAGGUGAACGGGCAGAUAGAGGCAGUUUGUGAGUCAGUGUUUAGCGAGAUGGAGUCGCAGGCAGUGGACGCCUUGGACCUACCCAUGUCCGGCUGCUUCCGAAUGCGGAGCCACAGCUACGUGCGUGCCAUAGAGAAGGGCUGCUCACAGGAAAAGGAAGGGGGUGUCGUGGCACUGGGCGACAGGAGGAUGGACUCCCCGCCUCGCACCGCCACCACCGUUCGAACCAUCCAGAGCAGCACAGUUUCAUCAUGCAUCACCACAUACAAAAAGACGCCUCCACCUGUGCCACCAAGGACCACUCCAUCCAAACCGUUCAUCUCCAUAACGGCACAGAGCAGCACAGAGUCAGCCCAGGACGCAUACAUGGACGGAGGCCCCAACCAGCGGGCAGGCAUCAGCUCCCAGCAGGGGCUUUCCAACUCCACUGAAAGCAUCGACAGCAUGAAAGCCCUGACAGCGGCCAUCGAGGCGGCCAACGCUCAGGUGCAUGGCCCCGCCAGCCAGCACGUCACCAACAGCACUAUCACAAUCACCGCGACGGCCACCACCUCCAUCAAGGCUGACAGCAAGGCGCAGAGAGAAGCGCUCAGAAAGUGCCUCUCCAUUGGGAUUCAGGUGGACCCGGAGGAAGGAGGGCCGAUAGAUGAGCAGUCUAAAUUCCAGUCAAUAGGAAUUCAGGUGGAGGAUGACCGAUGUCACCGCAGGAUGACCCGGUCCAACAGUGUGACCACAGCUGUACAAGCAGACCUCGACAACCUGGCUGAUGCUCCCGAGCUCCCACUGCGGCAGUGUGCCACCAUGCCACGUCAGCAUUCCCGCGACGCCACCACCUCCACCGUCAGCAUCCAGGGCUCUGGGAACCACUACCAUGCCUGUGCCGCAGAUGAGUAUGGUGAGGUGGGCUUUGACCCAUCCAUCCUGCCUCCCCCAGACCCCUGGAUGGACAGCGUACCCGAGCCGGGGGCAGUAGAGACUCUGGAGGCCGUGAGCCGGUCAGUGUGCCCCCGUGAUGGCCGCUGGUUCCUCAAGCUGCUGCAAGCCGAGACGGAACGUAUGGAGGGCUGGUGCAGACAAAUGGAGCAGGAUGAGGUGGAGAAUGAACUGCCUGAUGAGGUCCUAGGGAAGAUCCGCAGUGCAGUGGGGAGUGCCCAGCUGCUGAUGUCCCAGAAGUUUCAGCAGUUCCGGGAGCUGUGUGAGGAGAAUCUGAACCCAAAUGCACACCGGCGGCCCGUCUCCCAGGAUCUGGCGGGUUUCUGGGACAUGCUCCAGCUGUCCAUUGAGAACAUUAGCCUGAAGUUUGAUGAACUCCACCAGCUCAAAGCCAACAACUGGAAACCUCUGACCCCCCCAGGAAUUCAGGAGAGAAGGAUGCCCCCCCCUGUGCCAAAGAAGCCCCUGAAGGGCCACCCACCUCUGGCUAGGGACCACUCACUGGAGAGCUCCGAGCGCCAACGCCUGGAGGCUCGCAAACGCCUGCUCGCUGCCAAACGUGCCGCAUCGGUGCGGCAGAGCUCGGCCACUGAGAGCGCAGACAGCAUCGAGAUCUAUAUUCCCGAGGCACAGACCAGACUCUGAGACGCAUAGAUGCGUACACCUACACCUCUAAUAUUCUACACUGUCUCAUAAACACUGUAGUAGCACUGAAUGGUAAGGCUAGGGUGCUAACAUACUGUAACCACCUUUUCUGACGACUUUCCAGAUCACUGUGGGCUCACUCGCCGUGGAAGGUGUCUGAACAGGAAAUGUACAUUUACAGUAUUUAUUGAAUUAUUUAUAUAUCUCCUGUCUCCCUCUUUUCCUUUUUCUCAGCUUUGAUGUAGCACUCCUGUUUAUCACUCAUAAAGAUUUGUCUAAAAAAAAAAAAGCCUCUUCCAUAAAGUUGCCUGAUACUACAUAACAAAGAGUUCAUACCUCUUGCACAUUUUUACAUUUUGUCACAUUACAAUCAGAAAUUUUUACUUGUUUUACAGUGAUUUUAUGUUGUGCAAAAAGUAGCACAAAAUAGUGCUUUUACAAAGAGCAAAAGCAUUCCCAUACCACGAUGCUGCUACCACCUUGUUUCACAGCAAGAAUAGUGUGUUCAGGGUGAUGUAUAGUGUCAAUGUUCCACCAAGCAUAGUGUGUUGCAUGUGGAUGUGAGGUGGGGUUUUUAUCUCCACAGCAUGAUGCAGCCACCGCCAUGUUUGCGUGUGGGAUGGUGUGUUCGCAAUUCUAUUGCAUAAUGUGAAGUAAAAAGAAAAUAAAUAAUGGUUUUACAUUUCUUUACAAAUAACAUUCGGAAAAGUGCAACAUGCAUUUGUAUUAAUAUCCUUGUCCUGCAACCUCUGCCCAGUAUCAAGCCUUUUACAGCCCCUAACAGGUUUUUUUCAAGGAUUUAUGGGCCACAAAGUUCAGUUUUGGUCUUCAUUUGGGGAGUGCAAGACUAAUGGAUGUCCUAUCAACAGAUUCCCACACCUGAGCUGUGGAAUUCUGCAGCUCUUCCAGAGUUAAACUGUAAUGCUAUUUAACGAACCUCUGAGGCCUACAGAACUAUAUGUUUACUGAGAUUAAAUUAUAAUGAAUUUUAUUUAGGGAUAUCAGAGUAAAGAGGGAUAAAUACAAAAACACACCACACUUUCCAGAUUCUUACUUGUAAUACAUUUGUUAAACUGUAUUAUUUUACAUUCACCUAAAUAUCAUAUAAAACAAACGUUUGUGGUUGCAAUGUGACGUUGAAAAAAGUUCAAGGCAUGUGAAUACUUUUGCAAGGCAGUGUAUUUGACACAAACGGAAUUCUGUUUAAGCUUCACUGGGUCGGAUUAAAUGGCUAGGUUUUUCUAGUCCAUGUGAGGCAGAGAGGUUGGGACUGCGGUCCUCCUUUUGAAAGAGCCACAAAAGUAAAUCUGUGUAUGAGGGUCAUAAGGAGUGUGUGCUUUCAUUCAGAUCUCAAAAGUGCUUCCUAUUUUUCUAGAGCCGAAAGAUUCGUGAGUGUUGGGGUAGCGACAUCAACAAACCAACUGCCCUGUCUCAUUUUAAACUCAGAAAAACAUGUCUGUAAUAAGAACACAAGUAUGACGUAACAUGACUCGCAUGUGGACGUUUUUUUUGUCUUUUUUUUUACGUUUAUUCCUACACAAGUGUUGUGUUCACACUCCUGUGUAUCAGACUGAGCUAAAAUACUGAUAUUUGGUACAAUAUAAUGUAGUUGUACUAUAUUUUUUUUAAAUGUCAUUUUUAGCCAAGAUACGUUUCUUGGAAGUAUUGAGUCUAGAAAAAUGGAAAGGGACUAUUUCUCCUCACUGUGUGUGCAUCUCUGCCUCCAAAUGAAGCAAUUACUGAAGGUCAUACAGAAGAAUCAUAUUUCUAAUAUUUUGUAUUAAUGUUUAAUUUAUUAAUUGCGGAGGUGACUGCAUAUUGACAAUGUGGUUAUUAUUAUUAAUAUAAUUAUACACUAAUAACACGGCCCUUAUACUGUGUUUGGGUUUUAUUUAUUGACUCUUCUGCAUGAAAGGCACCUGUUUUGUUUUUUUCUGUUUCUGUGAUCAGCCUUAAUUUCUACUACGAUAGUUGAGCACAACAGCAGUCUCAGGGCAGGAGGCACGUUGCGUGAGUGCCUGACUUCACUUGAGUGUUUUAGUAAAUUUAAAUAAAUAUGAAUAUAAUGGAAAAGUUAAUUUAUUGCAGUUAUUUAACAAAAGAUUAUGUACUAGAAUCAUUGCGCACGGAUUGAUAUAUUUCAACCAUUUAUUUUUUGUAAUUUUGAUUAAUUUAUUGCAGAUUUGCUAUGUUAUGAUCAUGUGAUGACAUACAGAGUCAUAGGAGCAACUGUUGACUUGGCCGUGCUCCAGUUACCUAGGGAACACAAGGCAAAAAAGGCCAUUGCUAAAUAAGCUGCCUUUCAGAGUGCUGGGUAGGAGCAUAUUGAGGGAAAAUUGAGUGGAGGGAAAACAUGUUGUAGAAGCUACAAGAAGAUUGUGAUCCUUUUAAAAAAAUCAUUGGUCUUUUGAAAUACUCAAAUUCAAACAUAAAUUUGGAUUUUUAUUAACUAUAAGGUAUAACAUUUAAAAUUAAAGAAAGUAAAUAGCUGAAAUAUAUCACUCUCUGUGUAGUGAAUCUAUGAAUUAAUUUCACUUUCUGAUGGAUCUACUGAAAUACACUUUUUCUAUGCCAAUCUAUUUUUUUGGAAUUCCCCUGUAUGUAACCCAAAGUUCCAUCUCUCAUUACAUAUAAUCCUUCUCAUCAGGAUUAUCCCACAUAAGGAAAAAGUGUUCUGCCAUAUUCUGAACCACUUCCCUGUUGGGAAAUGUGACCCAACUUUCUUCAAGUAUAACAAGGUAUUUCUGACAGCUGCUUAAAUGUGGAGACAAUCCUGAUCAGGCCUAUAGUCAUUUUUAUUAUUUUAGCUAACCGAACAGCAGGACUUCAUGUGUAAUUUAGUUAUCCGUGUUGAUCUGACAAUGUUUGUGCCAUUGAAUAGGAGGGAAUACAGUUUAUCCUGCUAUUUUACCUAAUUAAACAGCAACCUUAAGUUUUCAUUAAGGUAAAAAAUAAUUUGUGAUAGAAGUGAUCAUGUAAUCUUACAGACAAUUUGUAUUUCCUUUAGCUGAUGGAUGAAAGUUUACAGGAUACAAAUAAUUGAGUCAAAGCCAUUUUAGUAUUUUUUUAUUUCACUUUUGAACUUGUGUUUGCAUUAACUUGUCUGGUAAAAGAUAGGUUUUCUAUUUUUGUUUAUUAAUAUAACAUAUCAGUAUAACCCUCCUGAUAUAGCAGGGAGUUAGAAACCAGAAUGUUGAAUUAUGGGCAGCAAUUCUGGCAUUUCUGAAGCUUGUGAUGUACAUCUGCUACUCAAUAAAUUAAAAUAUCUUUAAAAAAACGUAUUUUAGUAAUUCAGUUUGAAAAGUGAAACUCAUAGAUUCAUUACAAACAAAGUAAUAUGUAUCAAGUUAUUAUUUCUGUUCAUUUUGUUGCUUAUCGCUCACAGCUAAUGAAAGCUUAAAGGUUAGUUUAUCAGAACACUAAAUAACACCAAUAAAAAAUUACUUUUAAUUCCUAAUCCCAGGCCUACUGAAAACAAUGUGCAUGUAUAUCACAACAUAUGGGCCUAAUACUUGGUUGGGGCGUGGAGCUGAACAGCAUGUGGCUCUACUGAGGUGUUGAAGAUGCCCCAGUUGCUUUAAUAAGGCUUUUUAGCUCAUCUGUAUUGUUGGGCUUGGUAUAUCUAUUUGUCACCUUGACAAUUCUCCAUAGAGUUUUCAUAGGUUUUAGUUUGGGUGGGUCUCCUGUCCAGUCAUGCACAGCAAUACCAUUGUCAUUAAAUAUUUGAAUGGGCUGUGCUUCACAAUCCUCUUAAGUCAGCAGUUACCCGUGUGCUUGUGCAUGUUUUUUUUUUACCCAUUUAUCCUUCUAUUCAACUUUUGAUGCAGCUUUCUUAAGUAGCCAGCUGUUUUAGCAAUGAGUUGUUGUAGCUUACCCUACCCCUUUUCCACCAACGCGGUUCAGAGCCCGAUUUUGAACGAGUGGCAUGUGUUUCCACCAACGAAAAGAGGUUCCAGGGCGCGAACUCUUGUUUAACUCGAAGCUGCAGACAAUAGAAGCAAAGAGUAAGGCAGCAAAGACGAAGAAUGCACAGGAUAAACAAUAUUUACUGAACAUAUGCAAAUGAAAACAUUGUACAUACCAUUGUUCUUGCACAGUCGCCAUCUCCUCCUUAUUAAAUGUAGUUUAUGGAUGCUUUCUUUUUGCAUUAAAAGGAACGUUGCGUGCAGAUAAGCAAACUCUACUGUCUUGCCACCAUGCUUUCCUCCACAUUGUGUAACAACCACUGUUGAAGAGUCAAGCUUGGUUCCCAAACCUGGUGGAAACACGCAUCAGUGCUCAACAAAACACAAAAAGUCGAAUGAAUCCGAAUCACAGUUUGUAUUUACUUUGCAAAUAAAUAAUACCAAAUGUCUUCUGAGCAGCACUAAAGGCAGCCCUAGUACCACCAGUUGUACAGGUACCACUAUUUGAGAACCGUUUAGGGAAACCUAUCUGAAAUUAUAGGUGUUCAUUAGCUGUAAGCCAAUCAUUAAAAUUAAGACAAAUAAACACUUUAAACUUCACUGUAUGUAGUAAAUCUCUAUGAUUUCCACUUUUUGACUUGAAUUAUUGAAAUUAAGAAACUUUUUGGUGAUAUUAUGAUUAGAGGUGCACCUGUUGUUGGUCAGAUUAAUAUUUGUACAUACAUGAAUGUUUCCCUAUGUAAAUGUAAACUAAAACACACAAAUAACAUAUUGAGCAGAUAUACAUUUUGUAAUUCAGUUAUUACACUGUUGGUGUUAUGGCACAUGUAUAAGCUCUUAUCGGCAUUAAAGGAAAGAGUCAUU
Molecule: messenger RNA, 8148 nt
Organism: Girardinichthys multiradiatus
Lineage: Eukaryota; Metazoa; Chordata; Actinopteri; Cyprinodontiformes; Goodeidae
Gene: dlgap1b
Product: discs, large (Drosophila) homolog-associated protein 1b
Exons: 12
Coding region: 338-3379 (1013 amino acids)
Biological process (GO): signaling
Cellular component (GO): postsynaptic specialization; glutamatergic synapse
Molecular function (GO): molecular adaptor activity
Source: RefSeq, a predicted model, not a curated record